Pogona vitticeps (central bearded dragon) is the source of this 474-nucleotide messenger RNA. NCBI's taxonomy places the organism in Eukaryota, Metazoa, Chordata, Lepidosauria, Squamata, Agamidae. The record is from RefSeq and is a predicted model, not a curated record.
UUCUCCUUCACUCACAAUGGCAAUAUUUCAGAUCUUAUGCUGUCUAGGCAGAUGUUUGGUGAUUUCCUAGCUGUUGAAGGGGCUUAUCACACAACAGAUGCUGCGCACUGUGUGUUAAAUGACAUAUAGCCAUGUUAACUCCAACACUUUUAAAUAUUUCCAGUUUGGGGAGGUUCUUUAUGAGAGACGGCACUAUGGGAAGGCUAAGUGGGCUUGCGUGAAGGUGCAAGAAGAACAGUACGAACAGAGCAUAUGCCUUGGAUUCAUGAAGAUUAUGAGAUAUAUCUGUGAGCAGAAUUCCUCAGCGGACAUCACAAGGCUUGUGACAGUGGCCUACCGCCUCCCCAGCGGACUCCAAGACCAGCCCCCGGAGCCCUACGAUCCAGAGGUCGUCAUUGAAGAGUGGGCACCAGCCAUGAUUUAUGCCAGGUCAGAAUCCGUCAUUGCAACUCCAUGCUUCGAGUGCCAGAGGAG